CACACACACACACGCACACGAUUUUGAAUCAGGCACAAGUUGGGCAAGCCUCACUUGAGGGAAACAUGUGGGGUCCUUUUACUUCACGUGUGCGUCGCGGGAAGCAACCAUGCCUAAGUCGAAGAGGGACAAGAAAAUUUCUUUGACGAAAACAGCCAAGAAGGGACUCGAGUCCAAACAGAAACUAAUAGAGGAGUUACGGAAAUGUGUCGAUACCUACAAAUAUUUGUUCAUCUUCUCUGUGGCUAACAUGAGGAAUAAUAAACUGAAAGACAUCAGGACAGCCUGGAAACACAGCAGAUUUUUUUUUGGAAAAAACAAAGUCAUGAUAAUCGCAAUUGGGAAAGGAGAAACCGACGAAUAUAGGGACAACUUAUGCCAGGUCAGCAAGCAUCUCCGAGGUGAGGUGGGAGUGCUUUUCACGAAUAAAACUAAGGAGGAGGUGCAAGAGUAUUUCAGUCAUUACAGAGAGAUGGAUUAUGCACGGUCAGGAAAUCGGGCUCAGAUGGAUGUAACUCUGGACGAAGGUCCUUUGGAGCAGUUCACUCACUCCAUGGAGCCUCAGCUGAGGCAGCUAGGCCUCCCUACUAUGCUCAAGAAGGGUGUGGUCACACUAUUGAAGGACUACACGGUCUGCAAAGCCGGCGAUGUCCUCACCCCUGAACAAGCUCGUAUUCUGAAAUUGUUAGGUAUCGAGAUGGCAGAGUUCCGAGUGACGAUCAAAUGCAUGUGGAGUUCUGAAACGGGCGCUUUUGAGAUCCUGGAGGGCGAGGAAGAGCCUAUGCGGGACAUCAAGGAGAUUGAAAAGGAAAAGGAUAACAAGUGAAAUAAGACUGUGCAGGUUUUUGUUUGUUUCUUCAUCUUGUUUUUAAUUUUUAAACCUCACAUCAGGAUUUUGAAAUCAUCUGCACCCUCCACCCCCCCCCAUCCCAAAAUACAUGGACUGACAUCUUUCAAGUUGACUUUAGCUCUGGUCUGAAAUGUUGCUCAGAAGAUUACUUAUUUGGUUGGAGAAAUGUUUUGUAUAACGUGUACCAACCAAGCAAGUAAUUCACAGUGAAAAUCUGAAAAUGAAGUGUCAUACAUUUUAGAAAAAUAGACUGUGUGCUGUACAAUUGAUCUUACAACAAAAUGAGAAUUAAAGGGAGAAGGGAGUAAAA
This is a messenger RNA of Hippocampus zosterae (dwarf seahorse), 1160 nucleotides long. RefSeq names its product MRT4 homolog, ribosome maturation factor (gene mrto4). Gene Ontology annotation, biological process: ribosomal large subunit biogenesis; nuclear-transcribed mRNA catabolic process; ribosomal large subunit assembly. The record is from RefSeq and is a predicted model, not a curated record. Bases 110 to 826 code for a protein of 238 amino acids. Gene Ontology annotation, cellular component: preribosome, large subunit precursor; nucleolus. The transcript has 8 exons. Lineage: Eukaryota; Metazoa; Chordata; Actinopteri; Syngnathiformes; Syngnathidae. Gene Ontology annotation, molecular function: RNA binding.